Messenger RNA from Copidosoma floridanum, 647 nucleotides. RefSeq names its product bolA-like protein DDB_G0274169. Gene Ontology annotation, cellular component: mitochondrion. NCBI's taxonomy places the organism in Eukaryota, Metazoa, Arthropoda, Insecta, Hymenoptera, Encyrtidae. The record is from RefSeq and is a predicted model, not a curated record.
CACGUUAGAAUAUAAAUAUUUUCAAGGUAACAUAGAACUCCACCAAUAGCAAUUAAUGUUAUCUUCGAAAAUCAACAAAAAAAUUUUAUUUCUCGUUUGCCAUUUGAUUCAAGUAAAUACUGUACUUGAAAAAAACUCGCGUUAAGUUUUUUUUCUCUGCUUAGAUGUUGAGGAUCUUUGCACGAUUGCAUGGUUAUGAUUAUUGCUACAACAAUACACUUCGUCAGAUGGCCCAGGCAGUUUUUCCAAAACCCGUUGAAACUCUAAUGAGGAAGAAAUUGGAGGAAAAGUUUAAUCCUGUUUACAUGGAUGUGCUCAACGAAUCUCAUAUGCAUAAUGUGCCCAAAGGCUCAGAAACACAUUUUAAAGUUGUCGUUGUUUCCGACAAAUUCGAAAAUUUACCAUUGAUCAAGAGACAUAGAUUAGUUAAUGAGUUACUCAGUGAUGAAUUGCGGUCUAAUGUUCAUGCACUAUCCAUUGUCGCUAAAACACCAAGUCAGUGGGCAGAGUCCACUAAAGUAAUUGAGCCUAGUCCUAAUUGUAGAGGUGGAUUUGGCAAAUAGGCUUAUUGUGAUUGACAAAUUUUUAUCAAGCUUAUUUUGUAAUGAAUAGCUAAAAUUUUCUAACAAUGCAUUGAAAAUGAUUUU